This is a messenger RNA of Eurypyga helias (sunbittern), 3718 nucleotides long. RefSeq names its product zinc finger and BTB domain containing 38 (gene ZBTB38). Gene Ontology annotation, molecular function: protein binding. Gene Ontology annotation, biological process: regulation of immune system process; negative regulation of transcription by RNA polymerase II; regulation of cytokine production. The coding region runs from base 1 to 3579 and encodes 1192 amino acids. The record is from RefSeq and is a predicted model, not a curated record. The transcript has a single exon. NCBI's taxonomy places the organism in Eukaryota, Metazoa, Chordata, Aves, Eurypygiformes, Eurypygidae.
AUGACAGUCAUGUCCCAUUCAAAGGAUUUCAAGGAUGACUUCCACAGUGACACUGUGCUUUCCAUUUUAAAUGAACAGCGCAUUAGGGGUAUAUUAUGUGAUGUCACCAUAAUUGUGGAAGAUACGAAAUUUAAAGCCCAUAGCAAUGUGCUGGCAGCUUCAAGCCUUUACUUUAAAAACAUUUUUUGGAGCCGUACUAUCUGUAUUUCAGGUCAUGUACUGGAGUUAGAUGAUCUUAAAGCUGAAGUGUUUACAGAAAUACUGAAUUACAUCUACAGCUCCACAGUAGUUGUUAAGAGGCAGGAGACUGUAACGGACCUUGCAGCUGCAGGGAAGAAACUGGGAAUAUCAUUUCUAGAGGAUCUUACAGAUGUUAAUUUGUCAAGUUCUCCCUGCCCUUAUGCAUACUGUGUUAAUGACAAAGGGCCUGUCAAAGAGGAAAGACAUGAAAAGAGACAUGAAGACUCCGCUGUGACAAAUGGACCACGAAUUACAAACGCAUUCUCAAUUUUUGAAACAGAAAACAGUUUGUUUUCUCCACUUGACUUGAGGGCAAGCUUUAAAAAGGUAUCUGAGACGAUACAAGCUCCCAGCAUCAGCCUCGAGAGAAGCGACGUUUGCAAAGAUGCUGAGCCAGCCAGUACACUGGCAGAACACUCCUAUGCAGUUUCUUCCGGGGGAGAUACUUUUCAAGGAACACCUUUUCUUGAACAGGACAGCAGCCCUUCAUGUAAGAAGGGUGAAGACCACUAUGAAAAUCGCCAGGCCACGCCACUGGUUCAGCCAGGAAAACAAGCGUGUAGUACCCCUAAGGCAGCCUUUAAGCCCCAGGUUACUGGUUUGGCUGUAGCAAAAGUACCGACCUCUACAGUGACCACUACAGAAGCCCAGCGUGAAACAGUUACUGAUCAGACAGUUAUUUCCUUUCCAAAACCUCAGAAUAAAGCAGGAGAUUUCCAUUUAUCCAGAGAAGAGGAAAACAGUUGCGCUACUGUCUCUGGAUCUGUGGCAACUGUUGUUCCACCUGUGUACAAUUGUAACUGUUGUGCAAAAUCAUUCAGUGAUAGGGCGUUACUCAGUACUCAUCUUCAGCUCCAUUCAGAGCAUCAGGAAACUUUCAUAUGCAAAUACUGCAGCAAACAAUUUGCAAAUCUAAAUAUACUGGAAAGUCAUGAGCAAAUCUGCAUGAGACCAAGUAGCUUACCAGUUCACAGUGGAAAUGAACAGAAUUUUGCAGAUAACUAUACUGCUGCAGAGGGAAGGAAUGGAAGUUCGUAUGCAAAUGCAGAGCCUCUGUUGUCUGAAAACAGCAUCACUGAUUAUUCUAAUGCAAACUGCACUUUACGGGAAACAGAUCAUUUGGUUAAAGUCGUUGAUGGGCAGAUACUAUACACUUGCAUUGUUUGCAAGCGUAGUUAUGUAACACUGUCUAGCCUUCGAAGACACGCAAACGUGCAUUCGUGGAGAAGAACAUAUCCUUGCCACUACUGCAAUAAGGUAUUCGCGUUAGCUGAGUAUCGCACCAGACAUGAGAUCUGGCACACUGGAGAAAGACGGUAUCAGUGCAUUUUUUGUCUGGAGACUUUUAUGACUUAUUAUAUACUAAAAAAUCAUCAGAAGUCUUUCCAUGCAAUUGACCAUCGUCUCUCCGUAAAUAAAAAGACAGCCAAUGGAGGCUUAAAGCCAAGUAUGUACCCAUACAAACUUUAUCGACUUUUACCUAUGAAAUGCAGGCGACUACCUUACAAGUCCUACCGAAAUUCUUCGUAUGAAAAUGUUCAAGCAAGCAGCCAGGUUAACGAAACUGCUUCUGCUAACUGUUUCAUUCAGAGUUCACUUAGCACUGAGCUACCGCCACUGAAUUUUCAAAGUAAUAUAAUAGCAAACAGCAGAACUCUUGCCUUGGAUACAUCUUCAUGUAAUGAUACAGCAUCUUCCACGAAUACUCAGAAUCCUUCUUCCUGGGGAGUAGGUAUCUUAAAUUCUGACCUGCAAAGGAACUUUUUCGCAGCUGAAAAAGGAGUUUCCACUGCUGCAAAGGGCUCUGGUUCUCAGGAGUGUGAUUCCUCAGCUGUCUCUUUAACUAAUGUGAAUGAAAAUUCAACCUCUGUCAUCAGUUACAGCAGUUCUGCACCCUCUGUUAUAAUGCACAGUAGCAGAGUUUCAUCGGUAAUAAUGCACAGUAAAACAGUCACUUCUGUAGAAAACAGUAAGACAGAAUCUUCAAAUAAUCUACCUACUCAGUCUGUAAGUGAUGAUUGUAAAUAUGAGUCAGAUAAUUAUGGGAAAUGCAUUACAAAAUCAAAAACUAUUAAGGAGAAGAAGAAAACACUGCUGUACAACAGGGCAGAAGCAACUGAGGAUGCGCAGCAUGUCACAGGAUCUGGAGGUUCAUCUAGCAAAUCGACCAAUACUGUCCAAGAAUCGAGUAAAACUGAAACAUACAUUGCAAAGCCGGCCUUACCUGGGACAUCUACUGACAGCAAUGUUGCACCUCUUUGUCAAAUAACAGUCAAAAUCGGUAAUGAGGCUAUUGUAAAAAGACACAUCUUAGGAUCUAAGCUGUUCUGUAAAAGGGGCCGAAAAUCUAAACACGAGUCCAAACAGGACAGUCUAAUUGAGGAAUCGGAAACGGUAAUAAAAGAAAGAAGCCCUUCUAGGCUCUAUAGCUCAGAAUGCCUGGAGUUGACAGAAAUGUGUGAUGACGUAAGUGACCAGGACUCCAGUGAUAAACCCUGGAGACCCUAUUAUAAUUACAAACCAAAAAAGAAAUCCAAACAGCUAAGAAAAAUGAAAAAGACCAAAUGGAGGAAAAAGCAUGGAAGCAAGAACACCGUUAUGGAAAGCCACAACACAUGCAGUCGAGAGUAUGCCCUCAGGAAUGCUCCUGAGGAAAAGGCGGUCAGUCAAGAAGAGAAUGCAGAAAUGCCAAAUCUUCAUUGUGAGCUCUGUGAGAGAGAUGAGUCUUCCACUGCAGAAAAUCAAGAACACGUACACCGGCAUGCAGCUGCUUCAAAGCCUUACAUUUGUGAAUUAUGCCAAAAACAAUUUCAAAGUCCAUCCACUUUAAAAAUGCAUAUGAGGUGUCACACUGGGGAAAAGCCCUACACUUGCAAAACCUGUGGUAAAUGUUUCUCAGUUCCUGGAAAUCUACAGAAACAUGAACGUAUUCACCUGGGCGUCAAAGACUUCAUCUGCCAAUACUGUAAUAAGGCAUUCACUUUAAAUGAAACACUCAAAAUACAUGAAAGAAUUCAUACUGGAGAAAAACGCUACCACUGUCAGUUCUGCUUUCAGAGCUUCUUGUAUCUUUCUACCAAAAGGAACCAUGAGCAAAGACACGUACGACAGCAUAACGGAAAAGGAUAUGCUUGCUUUCAGUGCCCCAAGAUUUGCAAGACAGCAGCUGCUCUGGGAAUGCACCAGAAAAAACAUCUAUUCAAAAAUUCAGGUCUGCAAGGUAGAAAAGAACAGUUUUGCAAUGAAAGCACUAAACUUCUGGAAAAUCCACAUUUCCUUGGCUCAGAAGGAAGUGAAGUAAAAAAUAUACAAAAUGUAACUCCAGAAGUUAUACUCUGAGUGACAGCUGUGCAAAAGAGAAGAAAAAUCCAGAACUGUAUCUUGGAGAAAAUAUAGAUGCAUUGAAUGGGGAAGCAUCUCCACACAAAUUAGAAUAAUUUACUGAGAUCAAAUUUCUUCAUCUAAAUAUGUUAAUAUA